GCAACGUCCACUGCCGCCAUGCCUUUUGCGAGAGCCAAGGUACCUGAAUACCCCAGACCAGUGUCUCCGAUCGAUUUCGAAGAAUUACCUAUUUGUGCCGACACCAUCGUGUACGACGAGCAGGCCAGUAUAGAAGACGAGGCCAACGAACGCGCAGCAAAGAGACAGCGAAUCGAAGCCUAUGCCACUUCCUACCUCCGUGGUGAACCUCUGUUCAUUGCCACAGCACAGCUAAAGGGACCAUUUGGGAGUGGUUGGCAGAACCCGUGGGCAAGGGCGAAGCCCAAAAACAAUGACUUGCAGCAAGAUGCCCUGCGGAGGGAUAUCCAUACAACAGCUGCAAAUUCAGCGCGGCAGCAAAGGCAGAAGUCCUCGCCGUCAAUUAAACGGCCUGCUGUGCGACAAAGCACCCAUCUGCAGCAGCAGAAGAAGAAGAAGAGCGAGAAGCUUCUGAAGAGGGCAGAGAGCCUUGACGAGCAGUUGUUUUGGUCAGGAAGACACACCCGUGUACACCAGUCAUCAGUGGAAGAAGGGGUCGGCGAAACACGGAAAGUCGAAGAUUGGCUCAAGAGAAACAGUUUCUACGAACACGCGGAGCAAAGGCAUGCACCGUCAUUCUCGUCAAUGUCUUCGCCGACAUACAGAUAUUCUCAAAAGAGGACGAAGAAAUGGGAAGCUACUCCUAUUCCCAUUGAGUAUCCUCCAAUUGCCGACCCCGUGGUGCCCAUGGUCAAUGUACAGGACAUAGCAUCACAGAGUUCAACCGCGAAGAUGCAGCGUCGAGAGCGCGAAAAGAAACGUUCCUUGUUGGACGACCGAUCAACAACGGAAGGAAAAAUGGAAAGAGAAAUGCCCAAGAGCUCUCCAGUACUCGCGAAAGGGCCUUGGACAUCUGCACAUUCUCAAGAAGACCCAGAGCUCUCUAAAGUCUCGUUUCCGAUGGAUAACGAUCUGAGGCAAAUUGUUGUGGAAGCUUGCGAACCAGCACGGGCUGUUGUGGAACUCACAAGUCUACCUGCUCUUGACCUGGAUGCUGCUCAUGCCACGAACGAAGGUCAACUUGGAAGAUCACAGCUACCUCACUUGACGUCUACAGGCCUGGUUUCAGCAGACCCAUUUGGCUCUCACAUAGGCUCUGCUUCUCUCCACACUGCCCCAGAACAUUCAUCUUCUCGUCCACAUACUUGCGCCAUUCCUACACUAUCCAAAGAAACGUCCAAAGCAAGCGUGUUAUAUGAUCUUCCUUCUGCCCAGGCACAAGCGCCGCCAGUGUUGCACUCGGCCCCUUCGAAUUUGUCCAGCAAUAUUCAAAUUAUUCAAGAUCUGCCAGAUCAGCCGGCUUCAGAGGCACAUGGUUCGGAAAUGAUCACUCACCACGUGGCGGUACAGACUGCGGAGAAGAUCGAUAAGCUGGCUUCUGGUCACGACGAAGACAUUCCCUCCGCCAACUUGAAAAACUAUGAGAAGCCGGGCCCAUCAGCGUCGGCUGUCGAGGACAAGGCUGACCUCUUCAUUCCAAUCUCAACUGUCCAGGCUAGCACUGUCAAAAAGAUAUACAGCACAAACGAGAGCAAAUCUUCUCCGAAGGGCGUCACGAAGACAAGAGCAGUGAAGAAGAAGAAAGCAGCCUUUCUCGCGGACGAGAACUCCUCUGGCUCCUCUCAAGGGUCAAUAAAAUUGGCCAUGAAAGUGGCGAAACCCUCAGCGAUGAACCAAGACAAACUGAACAUCGUCAACGCACAGAAGUUGUCCGAGUUGGGACCGGAAGCUGAAGAAAAUAUUGGACAGUUAUCAUUUUCGUAUCAGGAGAAGUUGAUCCACGAUGGCUCUGUGCGAAAGGGUAUACUCAAAUCAUCUCUCAAGACUUCUGCUGGACCGGCACUGUCCUCGGCAAAUGGUGCUUCAUCGUCGACGAAACAUGAUGCUCAGCGACCUCUGAAGCUUAACGCGAUUGAGAAUGCAACUAUAUCGUUCAAAGAUGAUGACUUUGACUUAGACGGUGCAAUGAAUGACUUGGGCAGUUUCCUGGGGACAUGGGAUCAGCAGCAAGAAGCCGCGGGGCUGAAGAUUUCGGGAUAAGAAUGGGCGUUUCUGCCCUCAGUACACACUCUGGACGUUUGGAUCAAGGAUCAAAGAAUGGCAGUAGAAUAUCGAGACCC
This is a messenger RNA of Exophiala xenobiotica, 2159 nucleotides long. RefSeq lists its product as uncharacterized. The record is from RefSeq and is a predicted model, not a curated record. The transcript has a single exon. The coding region runs from base 19 to 2079 and encodes 686 amino acids. Lineage: Eukaryota; Fungi; Ascomycota; Eurotiomycetes; Chaetothyriales; Herpotrichiellaceae.